CUUAACGCACGAGGAGAGAAUGCUGAUAAUAGGGGAGCGUAUCGAUUAAUAGCGGACUGUUGCAUGCCCCAAAUGUUCAAUCGGAACAAUCGCAGUGGUAUAGAUAAUGCAGUUCGACACCCAAAAUCCGCGCGGCUAAGCAAGCAUGGGGAGACUUCCGACAAUGACUUUGACAAGCAGGCAGAGUAUCUGAUUCCUGCGGAAGUGCGCAUGAUCAGCGGAUGCCACUCCCUCGAAACUUCAGCGGAUGUAGCUAACAUCUAUUCCAUCGCAGAACCGGGCAAACUUCCUUCGCCAGAAGGCCGUGCAGGAGGAGCGUGCACCACGGUGCUUUUGUCGAUUUUGUACGAUGCGCAAAAAAAGGGAAAUUCUGGUGCCGAUUCCGUUACAUUUCAGAGGCUGCUUCUGGAAUUGCGUCGACGAUUGGCACAAACCGGCAUGUCGCAAAUACCACAAUUGACGAGUUCGCGGCCACUGGAACUGAAGGAAACUCCUUUUUCGCUGAGAAGUAAAGGUCCUAUUUUUGGAAAUGGUCGAUAUCAGCAGCAGCAACGACAAGGAGAAAGUGGAACGCAGCGUGCCCUUUUGGUAGGAAUCAAUUAUUACGGACAAAGUGGUCAGCUAUCGGGAUGCAUCAACGACGUUUUGAAUGUGAAAAAGUACAUCUGCAAAUACCAGGGCUUCCUCGAGAAGCACGUGUUGCUUCUCAUCGACGAUGGUCGUCACCACCAUCCGACGCGAGAAAACAUCAUCCGCGCCUUGCGCCGUUUGGUCGAGCACAGCAAGCCGGGUGAUAGCGUCUAUUUUCAUUACAGCGGGCACGGCGGGCUACUGGAUCCUAACUAUUGGGAUCGCUUUAAAUCCCGCGUGUCAAAUAAGAAAUACGACGAAACACUCUAUCCCGUAGAUCACGUAACAUCGGGACAAAUCAAGGAUUUCAAUCUAUUCCAUCAUUUCGUCAAGCCGAUGGCAGCCGGUGUGACCGUGACCUGCGUAAUGGAUUGUUGCCACUCCGGUAGUGUUUUGGAUUUGCCCUAUUCCUAUAGACCGACAAACGACGGUACGAUUCGAAUGAGGCAAUCUAUGGAUUCGCUAACGAACCUAACAUAUUUGUAUAUUUUGGCAGGUGGAAUGCUUCCUAGUCACGGGUUUGAGUCCAUCGCUGAAAAUCUGGAAACUAAAACUGGCGAGGCAUUGGACUCUAUUCAAGGAAUAGGAGUUGAGGAACUCUCGUCUGAUAUAGAUGGUUUUGAAAAUGUCUAUACCAAUAGUGGCAACAUUUUCAGUGAUACGACAGGCGACAAUAUUGACAUUGUUGGAACAGCAGGUGACGACGGAAAUAUACCGGUAUAUUCCAGUGAUAACGGAUUAGUUUGUGAAGCUGGGAGUGUACCCGGACAAGGCAUUACCGAUGGCGAUGGCGGAAAUGCUGGUGUUUUUGGUAACCAAAAUUCAGACGGCAGUGCACAAGAUUUCUUCGUCGCCGAUGACUAUACUUCAGCCGAUUGUGACUGUGGAGGAGAGGAUUGCGAUGGUUGUGAUGUGGUAGGGGAACUUCUGAAUACCAUGUUUGAGAAUUCGUAAUUGUCAGAAGAAGAAUUUGGCUGACGAGUUUUUGUUACGGGUAGUUCGAAUAUGGCAAGUUGCCGCUCGCUUUUGUUGAUGAAUCCUUACCAGCAACCAUUGGGCAAAGUUCAGCUCUUCAAAUUUGGCUCAUGUCGUAAGAGAGCUAGACCAAGUUAGUUCCCAUCUCGGAAGCAUACCGGUAUUAUGUUGUUGUGUGCAUCAAUUAACUAGCGAACAAUUG
Messenger RNA from Pseudo-nitzschia multistriata, 1807 nucleotides. NCBI's taxonomy places the organism in Eukaryota, Bacillariophyta, Bacillariophyceae, Bacillariales, Bacillariaceae. The record is from the annotation of a GenBank genome assembly.